GAGCAACAUAUUCCACCAUGAAUAUUGUCAUGCCAUCAGAAAAACUUUCUGAUCGGACCAUCUCCGUGGUUGGUUUUUCCGGGGUGAAACAAACUCUGCCUAUUUCCACACCUCUGCACACUGUUGUGGGCAGACAACGAGUGUCACAUCCUUUUGUGUGUUCCCCCUCAUCUCCCGUGAAUUUAUUAGGGAGAGAUUUGUUGAUUGCUCUGGGGGCCACUAUUUUGUGCGGACCUGAUGGACUACUUGUCACUUUUCCUGAUGGAUCUUCCCAUGCCUGCACUGAAGUAUAUACGCAUGGACAAUUUUUGCUCCAACAAUCCGAGGAGCACCUAGCUGAUAUAUACUGGGGUCUUUUACAGCCAGAAUCGACGGACCAUGCUGGGAUUCUGUCCUGUUUUCUGCUUUGGAAACCCUGGAUCCAAGCGCUGGCACCGUAUGGGUCUGCUCCUGAUUUUCCUCAUGUCACUUUGUUUUAUGACCGAGACCAGACUGAAUGGUACCAGGAGCAGUUUGAGGCGAAUUUAGCCGGUAAUGAUUGGACUGUGUUUUCACAGGACAUUUAUGUGGCACCGGAGGGUGUUGCUGCUGCAGUUAAUCUGACUCAGGAUCAGUUGUUUUGGUAUAAGAUGCAUGAUGAAGCAGUUCCACAUAUUUCUUUGGCUCUCCAUCCUGGCCAUCAGGCCAUGGAGUUAGGGGGCGUCGUAAAACGCUCCCUUGCAGCUUCUGACUGGCAGAAUACCGUUGCUCCUGACCUCUUUUUCUCUCCUUCUACAAACACAUACAAAAUAAAGUGUUCGGCUGUGGACUCUGUGGUUUUGGAACAUGUUCAACUUCCUAGACACCAUGGUAGGGAGCUGACUGAUCAUCCAACUGCGGCUGCGAUGUUGGCUUCUCUCCCGGAGUGUUUAUGGGCUACGGGUCCCACUGAUGUGGGGCUUGUUGAUGUCACGCCUGUCACGUUUGAUUUACAACCGGGCCCUCCGAUUUGGAGGUCACAAUAUCCUCAUAAGCGGGCGGCAGAGGAGGGAAUUGCAGAAACUAUUGGGGGUCUUCUGGAAGCAGGUGUGUUAGAAUCUUCCACCUCUUCCUGGAACACUCCUAUUUUACCAGUGGAAAAAAAGGGGACAGGUAAAUACCGAAUGGCACAUGACCUUAGGGCGAUUAAUUCUGUUUUAUUGACCCCUACGGUGCCAUGUACCUAAUCCGCAUGUUGCAUUGACUAAC
Messenger RNA from Xiphophorus hellerii (green swordtail), 1227 nucleotides. RefSeq lists its product as uncharacterized. Gene Ontology annotation, molecular function: aspartic-type endopeptidase activity. Gene Ontology annotation, biological process: proteolysis. The record is from RefSeq and is a predicted model, not a curated record. Lineage: Eukaryota; Metazoa; Chordata; Actinopteri; Cyprinodontiformes; Poeciliidae. Bases 18 to 1205 code for a protein of 395 amino acids. The transcript has a single exon.